AUGGUUCCGGCAUGGUUGGCUACAGUAGCCUCGGUGGGCAUGGCCGUUGGCCCACCGCUCGUGUAUGCGGAUCAGGCGCACUCAAUUGUACGGAAGAAGGACUCCACGGGGUUUUCUCGUGAUGUCUGUGCUAUAUUGCUGUUGGCGAACAUCACCCGGUGCUUCUUCUGGCUCGGGAGCCGAUUUGAGAUUGCCCUGCUACUGCAGUCAAUAUUCAUGAUAUUCGCACAAAUGGCCCUGCUGUACAUCUGUAUCAAAUACCGCCCUCACACGAGCCCCGAAAACAUUGGCGCAUCCUCACGCCCGUUCUCGUUCUGGCAAUGGUCAACGUAUACACAAUAUCUCGAAUUCUUAGCAGGAUUCAUCCUAUGCCAGGCAAUUCUAUUCCUGAUAUUCGGUCGCUUGCAAACCUUCGUGUUUCUCCUGGGUAUGGUAGCAUUAGGUGUGGAGAGCACGCUACCAAUACCUCAAAUGAUCAGUAACCACAAACAGCGCUCUCUGUAUGGGUUCAGACUGUCAACCAUGCUAGGCUGGGUGGGCGGAGAUGCCUUCAAAACGGCGUACUUCUUCGUGCAGAAUUCCCCGCUGCAAUUCAAGAUCUGCUCAAUCUUCCAGCUAUCAAUUGAUUCGGUGAUCAUCAUCGGGCAACGGUUGUAUUUCGGGAACGCAAUACCUGCUUCGACGCUCAUGGAGGAAGAUGAUAUCGAGCAAGCCUUGGCAUUGGCGGAGGAGUGA
Molecule: messenger RNA, 735 nt
Organism: Fomitopsis serialis
Lineage: Eukaryota; Fungi; Basidiomycota; Agaricomycetes; Polyporales; Fomitopsidaceae
Exons: 8
Coding region: 1-735 (244 amino acids)
Biological process (GO): phospholipid translocation; retrograde transport, endosome to Golgi
Cellular component (GO): endosome; trans-Golgi network
Source: RefSeq, a predicted model, not a curated record